Molecule: messenger RNA, 2212 nt
Organism: Castor canadensis (American beaver)
Lineage: Eukaryota; Metazoa; Chordata; Mammalia; Rodentia; Castoridae
Gene: Dqx1
Product: DEAQ-box RNA dependent ATPase 1
Cellular component (GO): intracellular anatomical structure; spliceosomal complex
Molecular function (GO): RNA binding; helicase activity
Source: RefSeq, a predicted model, not a curated record
AUCAUGAAAUACAAGACCUUACUGGCUUCCCUGACUUCUGUAGGUCUUGCGGACAGCCCCCAUGGCCUCUCUUAGGCUGGCAGAAGAGUCUAGCCCCAGUCCUGGGGAGUCUGAAUUGGCUGUGAAUCCCUUUGAUGGGCUCCCCUUCUCUUCUCGCUACUAUGAGCUGCUUGAGCAGCGCAGAGCCUUGCCCAUCUGGGCUGCUCGUUUCAUCUUCUUGGAGCAUUUGGAGAGUAGCCCCAGUGGAGUGGUGUUGGUGUCUGGAGAUCCUGGCUCUGGCAAAAGCACCCAGAUUCCUCAAUGGUGUGCAGAGUUUGCUCUGGCCAGGGGAUUCCAGAAGGGCCAGGUUACUGUCACUCAGCCCUACCCUCUGGCAGCCCUGAGCUUGGCUUUGCGAGUUGCUGAUGAGAUGGACCUGACCCUGGGUCAUGAGGUUGGAUACAGCAUCCCUCAAGAGGACUGCACAGGGCCCAACACCAUACUCAGGUUCUGCUGGGACAGGCUGCUUCUGCAGGAAUUGGCCUCAACCCGGGGUACUGGAACCUGGAGUGUGCUGGUGCUGGAUGAGGCUCAGGAGCGGUCAGUGGCCUCAGAUUCACUUCAGGGGCUGCUUCGAGAUGCCAGACUGGGAAACCUUCCAGGGGACCCUAGAGUGGUUGUGGUUACUGACUCAGCCCUUGAACCUAAGCUCCAAGCCUUCUGGGACAACCCGCCCAUUGUGCAUGUACCCAGAGAGCAUGGUGGUAGUCCCACCCCUAUCUACAAGGACAAAGUCCCUACCAAUCGGGUGGAAGCUGCCUGCCAAGCUGUGCUUGAUUUGUGUUGGAAGGAGGCUCCAGGAGAUGUGCUGGUGUACCUGCCCAGUGAGGAGGAAAUUUCCUUGUGCUGUGAAUCCCUGUCCAAGGAGGUGGGGACCCUCGCUCUCCCAGGGGCUCCACCACGGGUGCUGCCCCUUCACCCAGGCUGUGGUCAAGCCGUUCAGGCUAUAUAUGAAGACACAGACACAGGUGCCCGGAAGGUUGUGAUCACUCAUUGGCUGGCUGACUUCUCCUUCUCCCUCCCUUCCAUCCGACAUGUCAUUGACUCAGGACUGGAGCUUCGCAGUGUUUACAGUCCUCGGAUCCGAGCAGAAUCCCAAGUGUUGAGACCAAUUAGCAAGUGUCAGGCAAAGGCAAGACAACUGCGGGCACGAGGGUGUCCACCAGGAUCCUGCCUCUGCCUAUAUCCUAAAUCCAUCCUAGAACUAGAGGCUCCACCACUGCCUCACCCCAGAGUAUGUGAAGAGAAUCUGAGCCCUCUGGUGUUAUUACUAAAGAGGAGACAGAUUGCAGAGCCGGGGCAGUGCCACUUUCUGGACCGGCCUGCACCAGAAGCACUGAUGCAGGCCCUGGAAGACUUAGACUAUCUGGCAGCCUUGGAUGAUAAUGGGAACUUGUCAGACCUGGGAGUCAUCCUGUCAGAGAUCCCCCUGCCACCUGAGCUGGCCAAAGCCCUGCUCGCCUCCUGCGAGUUUGACUGUGUGGAUGAGAUGCUCACCCUCGCUGCCAUGCUCACUGCUUCCCCUGGAUUUACUCAACCUCCACUCUGUGCAGAAGAAGCUGCCCUACGUCGGGCCCUGGAACAUGCAGAUGGUGACCAUAGCUCUCUGAUCCAGGUUUAUGAAGCCUUUAUACAAAGUGGAGCAGAUGAGUCUUGGUGCCGGGCUCGGGGUCUAAACUGGGCAGCUUUGUGCUACGCCCGCAAACUUCGGGGAGAGCCUGAACUCAUGCGAAGAAUUGAACUUCCCUUGUCACAACCAGCCUUUGGCUCUGAGCAGAAUCGCAGAAACCUUCAGAAAGCACUGGUGUCAGGAUACUUCCUCAAGGUGGCCCGAGACACAGAUGGGACUGGAAAUUACCUACUCCUAACCCAUAAGCAUGUGGCCCAGCUCUCUUCAUACUGCUGCUACCGAAACCGCCGGGCUCCAGCCAAACCACCAUCAUGGGUGCUAUACCACAGUUUCUCCAUAUCCAAAGACAACUGCCUUUCCAUUGUUUCUGAGAUUCAACCUCAGAUGCUGGUGGAAUUGGCCCCUCCAUAUUUCCUGAGUAACUUGCCCCCCAGUGAGAGCAGAGACCUCCUGAACCAGCUGAGGGAAGGAAUGGCAGACUCAUCAACAGAGAGUGAAUCUUUCUCCCCCCAACAGUUCAGAGAUGCCUGCAUCCUGCAGUGA